CAAUACUUAAUUAUCUUAGCAUUUUCUUUGACAUCCAUAACACUAGGUACUUAAAAUGAUUGUAAUGAACAGCUAUCUGCACUUAUAUUGUUCAGGCACUUCGUUCCAAAUCUUACCAUUGGAGCACCUGUUAUCCAGAGCUUGAGGAAGCAUACACACGCAUUUCUGGACUGCCAUCUGAUGGUUACAAAUCCCCUUGAUUACAUAGAACCAUUUGCAAAAGCUGGAGCAUCAGGUUUUACUUUCCAUGUGGAGGUUACUCAAGACAAUUGGCAAGAUGUUAUUAAAAGGGUCAGAAAUGCUGGCAUGCGCCCUGCAGUAGCAUUAAAGCCCGGAACACCUGUAGAAAACGUUUAUCCAUUGGUGGAAAGUGAAGAGCCUGUGGAAAUGGUACUUAUUAUGACAGUUGAACCUGGUUUUGGAGGGCAAAAAUUCAUGCCUCAUAUGAUGGACAAGGUCCGUGACCUUCGGCAGAAAUACCCAACUCUUGACAUUGAGGUUGAUGGAGGUUUGGGCCCAUCUACAAUUGAUCAGGCAGCUUCUGCUGGUGCAAAUUGUAUAGUUGCAGGAAGUUCUGUCUUUGGAGCAAAAGACCCACCUUCCGUAAUUGCCCUCUUGAGAAAAAGUGUUGAAGAAGCUCAAAAACUUACAUAAUCUUUGCUUAUAGAAUGAAUGCUCCCAAAAAAUCACUUAUAGUGCUGGCAUAUCACAUUGCCUUACAAUAAACAUGGAGGUUUUUAGACGAAAUCUCCACUAUAUUGGCAUUGUUUCUGUAGCAACUGUAGUUGUGUGAUGUCUGGUUAUUCGUUAAUAAAAUAUACGCAUACUGAUAGUAAAUAUACACAAACUGGGAAGAUUUGCCAAUCAUUAUGUACUUAUUAAAAUAUUUCCUACAUUUUUUUCCUUUUGAUUCCAUUAUCAAUGGGAUCCUAGUUAAGUGCAGGUGUUUGAUAAUUUUCAA
Cryptomeria japonica (Japanese cedar) is the source of this 961-nucleotide messenger RNA. RefSeq names its product ribulose-phosphate 3-epimerase, cytoplasmic isoform. The record is from RefSeq and is a predicted model, not a curated record. Gene Ontology annotation, molecular function: metal ion binding; D-ribulose-phosphate 3-epimerase activity. The coding region runs from base 181 to 654 and encodes 157 amino acids. Gene Ontology annotation, cellular component: cytosol. Gene Ontology annotation, biological process: pentose-phosphate shunt, non-oxidative branch; carbohydrate metabolic process. The transcript is spliced from 6 exons. NCBI's taxonomy places the organism in Eukaryota, Viridiplantae, Streptophyta, Pinopsida, Cupressales, Cupressaceae.